AUGAGAGACCUAUGGUUGUUCCUGCUCCUGCCUUUGUCCCUGGCAACCUUCCAUGGAGUCCAAGGCUGCUUGGAAUGUGACCCCGAAUUUAUAAAGGAUAUUAAGUCCUUGUUGGAAAAGUUGGUACCCUCAGAAGUCCCUGGCCGAACUCAACUGCUUGAAUGGCAGUUGAAAAAGAUGGUCAAUAUAAGCUUCAAGGUCUCCCACGGAAACAAGAUGCUUCGGGUAUUGGCUGUUCAAAAGGCUAUCUCUUUGAGAACGUGGCUGAAGGAUGAACUUCAUAAAGUGGGCAGUAAAACAUGGAAAGGUGUCUUCAUCCUUCAAGGCGACCUUCUCGAUAUCCGCCAAAACCUGGAAUCCAGACUGCAAGAAACAUUAAAGCACUUCUCUGAAGUUGCUUGUUCUGAAGAUUGUGUGACGACGGAAGGCCCUGUCCUGGACUGCUGGCGCUGCCACCGCAUCACCGCCCAGUGCUUCCAAGGAGAGUAUUGUGAAGAAGAGGAUCCAAGGCAGCCUGAGAAUCAAGAAAUCACACUAUUUCUGAUACUGAUAGCGGAAUUUGUAAUAUUGGGAAGUGCUUUGUUACUACUCCAUAUUUGUGUUACCCAUCGGAGGAAAAUAAAAGCAGCACGGAGGUCAUUAGAGACAUACUUGGACAUGAAACUUGAAAAAUUAAUGGAGAUCACAGAUGAGAAGGAGAAGGAAGAUUCUGGAAUAGAAAAAUAA
Molossus molossus (Pallas's mastiff bat) is the source of this 726-nucleotide messenger RNA. It is a transcript of the gene IZUMO3, whose product is annotated as IZUMO family member 3. Bases 1 to 726 code for a protein of 241 amino acids. Lineage: Eukaryota; Metazoa; Chordata; Mammalia; Chiroptera; Molossidae. The transcript has 7 exons. The record is from RefSeq and is a predicted model, not a curated record.